AUGAAACUCUACUUACUCCUAAUAUUUCUCAUCCACCAAGCCACCUCCGAGGACUAUUUUGGCUACGUCAAAGACAGUUGUUUUGUAAAAGGCGAAGCGAUGUCCUGCAUAAAAUAUAGGGCGUUGAAAAUCGCGAAGAAGACCAUUUUUGGCGACAUGCACAGCAACGACACUAUACAGGCCAAUUCGGUCUUCAGUUUGGUCCCACUUGAAGACCAGAAUGAUUUGAACGUGACCUUAGAGGAUGAGAUUAUGCUGAACGAACCAAGAGGUAUUCUGUCGGAGUGGACGGAGAUUGCGAAGUAUUUUAUGAGCCUGGUGAAAGAGUUCUUCAGGGUGAGGGGACUGAGGGUCAACCUUCCGGACGGAGCGAGGACCAUUGAAGACCAAGUGGAUGAUGAUUCACUUCAGAAGGCAUUGGGCAAAAUCAGAAGGAAAGGCCGUGGCAAGAAGAAGCGUCUAGCCAUCAUGGUUCCAGUCCUCAACCUGCUAGCAACCCUGAAGACGAAGAUGAUGCUGAUCCCCAUACUCAUGGCGGUGAUGCUGAUCAAGAAACUGCUGCUGGUGGCCGCGCUACUGGUGCCGAGCCUGUUGAGCACACUCAAGGCUUGUAAGCAUCAUCACCCCUCCACCCACUACUCGUACUUCGGCAGUGACGGGAGCGAUUUCAACGCGGACUACGGGAGCAGCUAUGCCUACUCCUCAGGAGGUGGCUACGGCAAGGACUGGCCUUCCAACAGGGCGUAUACCAUCUCUAAGCACAGACCAACGCCUUCGCCCGUGUAUAUCACUGCCCCUGGGUCUACUGCUUAG
Messenger RNA from Aricia agestis (brown argus), 813 nucleotides. RefSeq lists its product as uncharacterized. The transcript is spliced from 4 exons. NCBI's taxonomy places the organism in Eukaryota, Metazoa, Arthropoda, Insecta, Lepidoptera, Lycaenidae. The record is from RefSeq and is a predicted model, not a curated record. Bases 1 to 813 code for a protein of 270 amino acids.